Molecule: messenger RNA, 3528 nt
Organism: Cutaneotrichosporon cavernicola
Lineage: Eukaryota; Fungi; Basidiomycota; Tremellomycetes; Trichosporonales; Trichosporonaceae
Exons: 1
Coding region: 1-3528 (1175 amino acids)
Source: RefSeq, a predicted model, not a curated record
AUGGGCAGCGACUCCGACAGCGGUGGGUCCACUAACCCUCCCGGCGGAGCGUGGGUGCCGGUGGCUACAGGAGGACAGCCGCCGGAGGGAGAGGGGGAGAGCCAACGGCUCGGCCGUCGGGUUCCUGGACCUAUGGCCUCUGUGGCCCGAGCCCCUAUUCGGGACGAGGAGGCAGGGGUGCCGACGGGGAGUCGGGACCGUCUGCCGGACCCGACUGAUCGCCAUGCGCGCCAGUGGGACGGUACGGGGCCUACGCUGAGGGACCAGCUCGACUGGUUCGAGGCGAGGGCGCCCACAGACGUGGGGGGACCGGAGCGCAUCCGGCUGUUCUUGAAAUAUACCGAGAUACAGGCCCGGAUGCGGCUGGAGUCCCUCGUGGCUGCCAAUGGCAUCGGGUCGUGGGAUCGGUUCCAUGCGUAUCUUACGCAGAACUACGUGGACAGGGGGCAGUUUGCCACCCUCACGGGCCAAGAGUUUGACGACGCAGCUAAGGACACUGUUCCUAAUGGCUGCGGCUCCUUCGAGGGCGCAGUCAAGCUGUAUGAAUCCUUUGGGCGACUAGCCUCACGCUAUGAGCGUGGGGGAGGCGGCAAAGUGAUGGGGAACGAGCUUAUGUGGAGGUACCUCCCUUCGGGAGUGUGGUCCACGCUCGUCGCUCAAUAUGGAGCUGAAUGGGUUCGAGCCCAUUAUUGGGACAGGCGUAGCCUGCCCGAUUGGCGCUGGGUUGCCUCGGCUCUGAAGGAUAUGCUGCACCCAGACAAUGUGCUGGGCGCUCUUACCUUACGGAGGGAGGAUCCUAGUGUACUCACGCAUGCGGAAUUAGCGGCGGAGGCUGUCGAGGCUCGCAGGGCCUCCGAGGCCAGGGCGACCGAACGAUGGGGAUCGCGCCUAUCGGGUGCCCGGCCAGAAGUGGCAGGACAGGCUGCAGGAGCUCCGCCUCUGAGCAUCGACGAGCUGAGCUCACGGAUGAGUAACCUCGUCGUGGCUGCACGAUCGGGCAGUGUGUCUGAAAGGGCUAAGGCCCAGAAAGACUACAAAGCCUAUCGGAUCCAGCUCGGCCAGGUGUCGCCGGGCGCAGUCAUGUACUGGCCUAGCGCUGUGGGAGAUCGUCUGGGCGAGGCAGAGGCGACCACUAAGGAGGCUGGGGUGGCCUACAAUGUGGCUAGGAACAAGGGGAUUAACUCGUUAGAGUAUCUCCUAGCCCAUACUAAGGUGAUGGGCCAUGCGGCUGCCGGGAUGGAGCUGGGCCUGCCGGCCCCCAUGUACUACGUUGGCGGGGCAGGGGUGAAUCGGAACGUGGGGCCAGCUGUGCAAGGGAUGUCGGCUAUGGCUGCCGAGGCCCAGGCCGGUCCCAUAAGCGGUCGACCGACCCGUACGGUGACAUUCGCGGACAGGGGAGACGAGUGUUUCUUCUGCCGGGAGGGUGGCCACACUCAAGUGGGGUGCCCAAAAAGGAGGUUCUGCAUCGACAAGGGCUGGAUCGCCCUGCGUAUGCAGAACAUAGAGGGAGGACGUCGUCGCUACCUGUUGCUCUGGACCCUACCAGGACAGGAGGCUAACCCGAUUAGGGGAGGACCAUACGGCUCGUCUCCCUGGGAUCAGGUGCGACAGGUGCUAGAGCGGGCCAGCUUAUAUAAGCUGGGCGACGAGCACAACGCCAAGGUGUCGGCGAUUGACAGUCGCGGAGACUCCCCAGUGUAUGACUAUCGGGACCCAGACGGAGACGACCCCGAAGAGGAGGACUAUGAUGCCGAUGCGUACUGCGCGAGUGUCUACAGUGCCGCUGUGGAGGACGAGGAGAUCGUCACUGCCCUCGCAGCCCAGCUGUCGGUGGCGGAUCUGGAGGAGUUCGACGCCCUCGAUGCGGGCGACUCAGGUCGUCCAUGGGGCACUUCUACUUAUGCGGUGACCCGAACCGAGCCCAUCGCGGCUGGCUCGCGGGCUAUGCCAUAUUCGGGACGGCCAGCCGGCCGUAACCCAACGGCUCAGCCGUCGGGUUACAACGCUGUGAACGCCCCUAACCCGAGGGCGCGGCCAGUGACCCGAUCGGCCCCAGCCCAGCCGCCGGGCGAGGCUAGAGCGGUGCCUCGCGAGCCCUUGCCUAAGAGCCUGGUGCCAUCUCGUAUGGUCCCUCGGCCGACUCCGCUAAGCGAGGAGGCUAAUUGGGCUGAUGUCUGCUACAAGAUUGUGAGGACUAAGGCGCUGGCGUCAGGUGACGUCUCGGUGUGGGAAAUCCUAGUGAUAUCCCCGAUACUGCAGAAGUACCUGCAGGGGAUCAACAGGGCAGGCAACGUGGGUCUGCCCCCUCGGCCAGAGCCCACUGCCGCCGCCAGCGUCAAUGUGGCGUCCACCAGCAUCGAGCCCCUAGAGGACUCUAUGACUAUAGGCGGGGAAGCCGAGGUCGUGGUGGGUGAGGCUGCUCUGGCGGGAGAACGUCUUCCUAUCACGGAUGACGACAUUCGGGGAGGAGAGAUCUGGGGUAACGCCUGGGCUCCUCUCCCGUUGACUGUCAAGACUGUCCUCUUCGAGGCAGAACUAUGUGGGGUGUGUGUGCGGGUGUUGGUCGACGACGGAUCACAGAUCAAUAUGGUCUCGUCCGCUCUGUAUGAUCGCAUCGCGGACCACCAGGCCGUGGCCAUCCGGACAGACAUCCGGUAUUGGGUGUCUGGCGUGCACGGGGCGGCACGACCACUGGCGGGCGUAUUCGAAGGGGAUCUGCGCCUAGGAGGGAUGACGACGCGGCACGCCUUCUGGGUCAACCGAGACGCACCGGCAGACAAGGUAUUCCUAGGGAUGCCCUUCAUUGUCAAGAAUCAGGUGAACUUCAUCUGGUCGGGCAAUCGGCGAGUCAUGAUCAUGAAUACGGAGUUCGGACUCCAGGAGAUCACCAUGCACGGUAGGGACGGUCCCGUUGUGACCGUCCCCGACUAUACCGACGCCCGCAAGCCUAUGGCAGUCCGCCUAGGCCGACUGCGGAUGCUCGAAGCUAGGGAGCCACAAUUCAACCAGAAACUGCUAGCUAGCAAUGCCCUGCCAGCUGCAGUGUCCGUGUUGGAUGUGUGCGCUGUCGAUGCAGAACCAGAGGUAGCAGAGUCGGAGGCAGUAUGGCCCGGCAUGGCCUGGGCGUACGACUGGCCCGCAGCCACAGGGGAAGAUCCAACGGCCGAGCCGUUGGGCUGCGAUCCCACACCACCUGGAUUCGAGGGUAUCGACUGGGUGGAGAGCGAUGUGGAGGAAUCGGUCAUCCUGGAGGAUGCGGAGACCGGAUGGUCCGAGGUCAUACACGCUGGAGAGGCCCCACGCGAGGUGGCCUGCCACGCAGCCUACAAACCCGUGGCUCGCAAAGUGCGACCAGUCGACGCUCCUAUGCGCGAGGAGGAUAAAUUGAAGAUGACUAUCCCUCCGAACAUUGAGUCAACAACUCCCCAGGUGGAUAUGGUAGCGCCCUCGUGGGCUACUGCUCCAGCCGGAUCCCGACUGACUGUCGAGAGACGGAAGUCCCUCUUUGAGGAUAUGGGGGAUUUUUGA